Molecule: messenger RNA, 1239 nt
Organism: Lotus japonicus
Lineage: Eukaryota; Viridiplantae; Streptophyta; Magnoliopsida; Fabales; Fabaceae
Exons: 5
Coding region: 161-1015 (284 amino acids)
Biological process (GO): transcription initiation at RNA polymerase II promoter
Cellular component (GO): transcription factor TFIIE complex
Source: RefSeq, a predicted model, not a curated record
GAAAAGUGGAUUUCCAUCGCUUUAGUAUUUAUUUAUAUUUGAAAUAUGUAUAUGUAUUAAACCCCAUCCCGGUACCAACAAACCAAACCCUUGCCUCCCUGCUCCCUCCCUCCAUCGGAAUUGCGGACAUUCUCCUCCGCCGCACCGCGCGAACAACACAAUGGCACUACAACAACAGCUAGACAAAUUCAAGAAACAGCAGGAGAAGUGUCAGUCAACACUGUCGAACAUUGCAGCCAACAAGGCUGCAAACCGAAAAUCUUCUGCUCCAGUAGUAGCUGCACCGGCAUCAGCCAAUGGAAUAAAUCCAGCACCUGCUGUCAAAUUCUCAAAUGACACCGUGAGGCUUCAGAAUAUUCACACCAUACGCAAUAGCACUGUGGGUCAUCAGAUGAAGCGUGUCAUUGAGCUCCUGCUAGAGACACGGCAAGCCUUUACACCAGAGCAAAUUAAGGAAGUAUGCUAUGUUGACAUGAAGGCUAACAAAGAUGUUUUUGACAGUCUGAGGAAAAACCCGAAAGUACACUAUGAUGGGCAACGAUUCUCUUACAAGUCAAAGUAUGGCCUUAAGGACAAAACAGAGCUUCUUCAACUGAUACGAAAGUUUCCUGAGGGCAUUGCGACUAUUGACUUAAAGGAUGCUUACCCCACUGUGAAGGAAGACUUACAGGCUUUGAAAGCUGCAGGGCAGAUUUGGCUGCUGUCAAAUUUUGAUUCACACGACGAAGACAUUGCCUACCCUAAUGACCCCAAAGUGCAUAUUAAGGUGGAUGAUGACCUAAAACAGCUUUUUCGGAGCAUUGAAUUGCCUCAAGACAUGAUUGAUAUAGAGAAGGAUCUUCAAAAGAAUGGAAUGAAGCCCGCAACCAACACCGCAAAGAGGAGGAGUGCAGCAGAAAUUCAAGGCAUUCCUUCCAAGUCCAAGCCUAAGAAGAAGAAGAGGGAAAUUAGCAAGAGAACCAAGCUGACCAACACCCAUCUUCCGGAGCUCUUUCAGAACUUAUUCAAUUCCUGAUCAACUCGAAUCAGAGUUUUAGAUUAGUUCACAUAGAUAAUUUGUUAGCCUAACCUAGAACAUACUAGUGAAAAUGAUUAAGGAGGUUCUUAUUUCCCUACUGUUGAUAUUUGUUUUUAAUUUUCAUACCUAGGCUGCAAGUAAUGGACUGUUGUGAUUUGAAACAACUCUAGCAACCAUUUGUGAAUCCGUGUAGUAUAUUAAUAGCUCGUUAAACAUUUUAA